Messenger RNA from Melozone crissalis (California towhee), 4128 nucleotides. It is a transcript of the gene GMEB1, whose product is annotated as glucocorticoid modulatory element binding protein 1. Gene Ontology annotation, molecular function: DNA-binding transcription activator activity, RNA polymerase II-specific; RNA polymerase II cis-regulatory region sequence-specific DNA binding. Lineage: Eukaryota; Metazoa; Chordata; Aves; Passeriformes; Passerellidae. The transcript has 10 exons. The coding region runs from base 170 to 1861 and encodes 563 amino acids. Gene Ontology annotation, cellular component: nucleus. Gene Ontology annotation, biological process: positive regulation of transcription by RNA polymerase II. The record is from RefSeq and is a predicted model, not a curated record.
UCCUAUUGACCCCCCCGCGCCAGAUAUCCUGGCGAAGCUCUGCCGUCUCUCGAGGGGCCCCGGGUGGCUGUGUCUGUUCCCCGGAGCGGGAUGAGGUGCGGGAAACCGCGGGAGUCCCACGCUUGGAGCCGGGUGGGGAGGAGAAAACCUUGCCACGUUCAUGUGAGAGAUGGCGAAUGCCGAGGUGAGCGUCCCUGUGGGUGAUGUGGUGGUUGUACCAAGUGACGGGAAUGAAGGGGAGAGCCCGGAGGAUACCAAAACCCAAGUGAUCUUGCAGCUCCAGCCGGUGCAACAAGGGAUUUACCAAGAGGGCUCCGAGGCCAGUGCUGCUGUGGUGGCCGUGGAAACCCACACCAUCCACAAGCUGGAAGAAGGGAUUGACCCCAGCACCCUUGAAACGAGCGAGGAAAUCGAGAUUGCCUAUCCCAUCACCUGUGGGGAGAGCAAAGCCAUCCUCCUCUGGAAGAAGUUUGUCUGCCCAGGAAUUAAUGUCAAGUGUGUGAAGUUCAAUGACCAACUGAUUAGCCCGAAGCACUUUGUUCACCUGGCUGGGAAGUCUACCCUGAAGGACUGGAAGAGAGCCAUUCGCCUCGGAGGAAUCAUGCUAAGGAAGAUGAUGGAUUCAGGGCAGAUUGACUUCUACCAACACGACAAAGUUUGCACCAACACCUGUCGAAGCACCAAGUUUGAUCUCCUGAUCAGCAGUGCCAGAGCACCAGUGCCGGGGCAGCAGAGCGUGGUGCAGACUCCAACCUCAGCUGAUGGGAGCAUCACCCAGAUUGCGCUGUCGGAGGAGAGUAUGGAGGAGGGGAUAGAGUGGAACUCGGCUCUGACAGCUGCUGUCACCAUGGCCACUGAGGAAGGCAUGAAAAAGGACACGGAUGAAAUUUCAGAGGACACACUGAUGUUCUGGAAAGGAAUAGCUGAUGUGGGGCUGAUGGAAGAGGUGGUGUGCAACAUCCAAAAGGAAAUAGAAGAAGUCCUAAGAGGUGUGCAGCAGCGUUUGGGUCAGUCUCCCUUCCAGAUGACAGAUGCUGCAGUCCUGAACAACGUCGCCCAUACAUUUGGCUUAAUGGACACAGUCAAGAAGGUACUGGACAACAGGAAAAACCAGACAGAGCAAGGAGAGGAACAGUUUCUUUACACACUGGCAGACCUGGAGCGGCAGCUGGAAGAACAGAAGAAACUUGCCAGGGAUCAGAAGACCAAGUCUCAAACCAUCCAGAACGUGGUGCUGAUGCCCAUGAGCACUCCCAAGCCUCCCAAGAGACCCCGUCUGCAGCGCCCAGCCUCUGCUACCAUCCUCAGCCCCUCCACCCCCAUCCAGCAGCCUCAGUUCACUGUCAUCUCCCCCAUCGCCAUCGCGCCCGUUGGACAACAGUUCUCUGUGGGCAACAUCCCAGUGGCAACCCUCAGCCAAGGCUCCAGCCCAGUGACUGUUCAUACCCUGCCGUCUGGCUCCCAGCUCUUCCGAUAUGCCACCGUGGUUUCAUCCUCCAAGACCAGCUCCUCGGACACCGUCACCCUGCACCCAUCCUCCAGCCUGGCACUGCUGAGCUCAGCAGCCAUGCAGGACACCGGGGCCCUGGCCAACGUGGCGACCAUGGUCAACCCUGUGGAACUAGUGGCCAUGGAGUCUGGCAUCACUUCCACCAUCCAAGCUGUGGAAGGCACCUCAGAUGAUGGGCAGACCAUCAUAGAGAUUGACCCGGCGCCGGAUCCUGAGGUGGACACAGACGAAUCAGAGGGCAAAGCUGUGAUCCUGGAGACAGAGCUGAGGACUGAGGAGAAAGUGGUGGGAGAUGUGGAAGACCAUCAGCACCAGGUCCAUAAUGUGGAGAUUGUGGUCUUGGAAGACUAGUGGGGAAGGCAAGCAUCCAUUAGGGGAAGAGUUGGGAAUUCGUUUUAUUUCAGGCUUUUUUGUUAAGCAUCUUUUCCAGCCACCUCAGUUGUUACUAUGGAUAUUUUCAUUGUACUGUGUGUAUAUAUAUAUAUAUAUAUAUAUAUAUAUAUAUAUAUAUAUAUACACACACACACACACAUAUAUAUACAUAUAUAUAUAUAUGUGUGUGUGUGUGUAAAAGGUUUGGGUUUUUUUUUAAACAAAGCUGGAGAAACACAUGAGACAUGGAUAAGGCUCCAUCUUCGUGGAGCACUGAACAAUACCGCCCAUGGCACGGUCAAGGAGAGACUGGAUCUCUGCUGGACAAACCAACCAGGAGGAACUAGCCAUGCCUCAGUGCUUCUGCUCCAGGGCUGCCCUGGCCCAGAGACUUUAUUUGAGAGACAAUAACACUUGAGUGUGGAUGUGGCUGUGAGAAGGGGUGACGGAUUUGGGGUGGAACAGGUACCUCAUUUGUAUUUUUAUUUUCCCCAGGGAAAGGGAAUUCCGUCGGACCCUUCACUGUCACCUCAAAUGGGAUUUUUUAUUAUUUUUCUUGCUUUGAGGAGGCUGAGAGUACAAUGAAUUUACUGCCCAUGUUCUCCUCCUCCACACAAAUUGUUUUUAUAUCUCUAUUUUUUUGUAUUUGUUUGCUCUCUCCCUUCCCUUGUCCAGAUUUCCCAGCUGCAGAGCCCUGGGACCUUCUCUCAGGGUCCCUGUAUCCCAAUCCCUCCUCUUCCCAUGGCACUUUUCCCCCAUCCCUUUCCCUGCCUGGCAAGGCUCGGUGCUGCAAAUGCCACUUGAAGAUUCCGAGAUCACUUCAGCCUUUUGAAUAAGGCAAAAAAUAUCAACUCAAGCUCAAACCCAGUCCUCCCCCUUGGCUGCUCAGCACCCCAGGGACCUUUCAAGGUGUACAAAGCAUGUUGUGCUGUUGCUUUCUGGGAGAGACAGAUUUCGGAUCAGGACAGCUUCUGUUUACACUGUGUGCUGAGGCUGCUCCAUGCUUGUUGCUUCUUGUUUGGUGGUUUUAUUUUUGUAUUACUUUUUCUUCUUUCUUCCUGUAAUCUCUUGGCAGGGUUAGAACUGGCACAUUGCUGAAGUAUGGUGCACUCUGCUGUUUUCCCACUUUCCCUCUUCUUUUCCAGUGGCUGGAGAUCUAUUUGGGCUUUGCCACACUGGGAAAAUGGAGGGGGAAAGCAACGGGUGGCUUCAGAGGUGCAGAGAUUUGGGAGGCGGAAGGGUGGGAGCUGCUUGGCUGGAAAUACUAAGCAAAGGAAACACAGCUGGGGAGGGUGGGGAAAGGGCAGGAAGAUGUGUCUGGCUAUUUUUUUGCAUUAAAAGGAAAAAUGGAGUUAAGCUCCAAUGGAUUUUUUCAUUGGAGAGGUGAAAGGCAGUGCCACCACCGCCUUGGGGAGAGCAGGGGAUGGGCAGGGAUUCCUGAACCUCGAUUUUUGAGGGGUGGGCGCUGCUGCUCUGACAUUGGCCUCUGGGAAGUGCUUCCUGGCUUGGAGUGAAGGUGGGAAUAGCUGUGGGAGCCAGAUCCCAUGCUCAGUCUGGAGAAGAGAAGGUUCUGGGGAGACUCUUAGAGCCCCUUCCAGUGCCUAAAGGGGCUCCAAGAGGGCUGGAGGGGAACUUUGACAAAGGGCCUGGAGGGACAGGACAAAGAGGAAUGGCUUCCCACUGCCAGAGGGCGGGGUUAGAUGGAGAUAUGGGAAAGAAUUCUUCCAUGUGAGGGUGGGGAGGCUCUGGCACUGGGUGCCCAGAGAAGCUGUGGCUGCCCCUGGGUCCCUGGCAGUGUCCAAGGCCAGGUUGGAUGGGGCUUGGAGCAGCCUGGGACAGUGGAAGGUGUCCCUGCCCACAGCAGGGAGUAGAACAAGAGGAGCUUUCAGGUCUCUUCCAGCUCGAACCAGUCUGGGAUUCCGUAGUUUUGGAUCAGGGAUCCACCUCCUUCCACAUCCAGCCAGCUUCCCUCCAUUCUCCUCUGGCUUCCUCAGGCCCAUGAUUGAACGGGAAUGGGGACCUUUUGGGGACCCCCUUCCCCAAUCCAGGCAUACAGCAGAUCCUGUCAGGUCCAUGCUGGAGCUUUUUGUGUCUUUUGGCCGGAAAGUGGGGUGACUGCACUCCCUGAUCGCUGUACAUCUACCCAGGUAGCCCACUUGACCUGGGUGGGGGUCCUAUGGGACUAUGAUGUUCCCUGGGUUCUCUGCACCCUGGAGUACUGGACUGGGGACGGGGGGAGCUAAAAU